AUGGCAGAUCUUUCACCAGACCCGCCGUCAAUCCUUUUUGAGGGAUUGUCAUUAGGAGACGGUCAGACUUCUCCCCAAUACGGCAGCAGCCACUCAGCAGCUCCCGGGCAGCUGCGAAGGAAAGUUGACCUGUCAUUUUCCUCUCCGCGCUCCGGUUCUUCCUCCUCGCCUGAAAGUGAAGGCGUUUUCGUCUUUGGCCAGUCGUCUCAGAACCGAAGCAUCACGUCGAAUGCUGUAUUUCAAUUCGGUGGCCGUGAUCAAAAUGUCGCAUCUACGGAUAGAGACGCUCGAGCAGAGUCAUUCUCGUUUGGUACACUCCAUAACAUGACACCGUUGCCAUCACCUUCGCCUUCUCGAGCAGCAACGCCACAGCAAUCACCUCCUGCAUAUGUCACUGCAUCUCCAGCAAAGAUCGCUCAUGCAGCAAGUGAAAAUGGUACCAAGGCACCUGCAUUCUCAUUUUUAUCCCCACCUAGUUCAGACAGUAGACGUCAGUCUUCAUCAUUGCUCUCAUCAACCCCUUCAACUCCCAGCCAGCCCGGUGUAGACAAGCCGGAAUCAGGUGGUAUAGCGUCUCCAACUCCGGAGCCGUCUGUUCCCAUCACUCCCUAUGACGCUAGAGCGGAAUCCGCACCUCCCCAUGCCCUGUUUACGGCCACUUUCCAAGACGUAUUGAAACAAGCCUCCGAUAUAGCGCAGAAGGCUGUGAGGUCUAUUGAAAAAAUGCAAACCGAUGCUCCAAAGGACGAAGGCUCAGAGAUUGAUAAGUUCCUGAGCGAUGCAAAGAGAUUGCAACGCUUCCAGGGCACUGACACGCGCACAAUCGCCGUUCUAGGAGACUCAGGAGAAGGGGUCGCUCAAACGGGCGAUAUUGGGUCCGCCUGCACCUCAGUUGUUACUGAGUAUCGACAGAAGAAAGCAGAACAUAUUACUCCCAUCACCAUUGAUGUCGAGUAUCUCUCAGCGUUAGAAAUUCGGGAGCUUAUCAAAGAGCUUCUAUGGAGCUAUAGGCAGCUAUUCCUCCCAGGCGUGGAAUCUAAUGAAGUCUCGGAACAGGAUUACAACCGCUAUAUGAGACAAUCCGAACAAGCAUGGUCUGCGCUGCACGCAGCGUUCAAACACAAGAAACAGUUCACGCAGAGUUUUGCCCAGGACAUGUCAGAUGGGGCUCUGGAACGGAUCACAGAUCAGUUGAUCGAGUGGACACGAGAAAUUGAGUGGCCAACGGGUGGUGUAGACGGCUUUUGGACAUCAACGGCACAGACUUCUGAGGAAUGUGUUGAGAAGACAAAGUUCUUCAUGCAAGACAAAUUCUGGCCGUUCACUAAGAUUAUCCGCCUCAUUCAAGGGCUCCAGGACACGAACCUAGCAAGAGUUGGAGCAACUCAAGAUUAUCUCAUCAAAUGUGACAACAUUCUCAUUGUUGCCAAGAUAUCCCGUGCCAUUACCGACCAAUCUCUCAAGUCUUCACUAUUCUAUGUACUUUCUCGUCACAUGCCAAUGGAAUGGGAACAAUCCGGUACACAACGAUUGAACGUUUCAGUUGUGUGUACCAAGUCAGAGCGAAACCUUCAAAGCGUCUACUCGUCUGAGAUGAAUGGCAGGACUCUGGAUGUAUUCUGCGUGUCCAACAAGUGGUACGAGAAGUAUUGCCCAAAGGGAAACGCUCAAUUUGUGGAAGCCAGCGGGAUCCCAGAUCUUCGUCGCUUUUGUCACAGUGUGACUGCUGAUGCCCAGUUUAGUGAAGCAAAACAUUUCUUGAGUUCCAGGUUGUCGGCGCUUCUCAAUACACUGGACUUAUGGGCCUGUAGCUCACUUCAAAAGCAAGAUGAGAUUGAACAGCCAGAUGACUCUGUAUACACAAGAGUCACCGAGCUUAUAGAUCAGAUGUCUGAUGUUGUCGAUACCUUCAAACAGGACUUUACUACAUGCUUUCAGGAGCAGAUAAUGACGUUCUUCACUCAAUACAACGCAUGGUGUCUCAACAAUGGAGUUCAUCAGACCUUGAAGCGAGGGCACGAGAACUGGAAUGCCAAGAUUAUAUGGAAAAUGCGAAUGGAACUUGAAGGUCAAUGGGACCUUGUCGAAGAAGAAGUGUCCGAUGUCUUCGCUGCUCUGCUCGACGGUGUCAAGAGUCGGCUGGAGUCUUUUAAAUCUAGUUUGUAUGAUUCACUCCCGCAGUUCCGCGUUGAGCCUAUCGUCGAAAGUGUUACUGUCCAGAUUGGAAACCUCGAGUACCGGAUGAACAGAGAAAAGAGACAGUUCUCUGCCGAAGUAAGGUAG
This is a messenger RNA of Fusarium graminearum PH-1, 2283 nucleotides long. RefSeq lists its product as uncharacterized. The record is from RefSeq and is a predicted model, not a curated record. The transcript has 8 exons. NCBI's taxonomy places the organism in Eukaryota, Fungi, Ascomycota, Sordariomycetes, Hypocreales, Nectriaceae. The coding region runs from base 1 to 2283 and encodes 760 amino acids.